Molecule: messenger RNA, 1635 nt
Organism: Rhagoletis pomonella (apple maggot)
Lineage: Eukaryota; Metazoa; Arthropoda; Insecta; Diptera; Tephritidae
Exons: 3
Coding region: 956-1387 (143 amino acids)
Source: RefSeq, a predicted model, not a curated record
CGAAAUGUCCCAUAACGGAUUGAGGCUGAUCGAUUCCGCCGGGGCUCGAAACAUGGUAAUAUGUAGUACCAGGUUUCAGCAUAAGAACAUACACCAAGCUACAUGGCUGUCUCCAGAUCGAAAAACGAGAAACCAAAUCGAUCAUGUUGUGAUAGACGGAAGGCAUGCUUCAAGAAUUUUAGACGGACGCACACUCCGAGGACCAAACAUCGACUCGGACCACUACCCUUCAGGCAAACGGUGACAAUUUGCCAUAAAGUGUAAAUUGACAGGAGAAAAGAGUGCCACUACGAUGAGCAGUCUUGGUGAUGCAGUGGGUAUCAGUUCAGUUUUUGUUUACUUUCAGCAUUCGUUAGCUCGUACGAAAAAAGCCGAAUGGAUAGGAGAAAUACGGCGGCGAAAUGAUUAAAACUCCGCCUUUAUAACCACGCGGAGGGCAUCAAAAAUACCAGAGACGGAAAAUAAACAUUCUUUUUUAAAUUUUAACAAACAAAAUUAACAAGUUUUAAUCGUCGUAAAACAGUUUUAGCUAUACUCACGUAUUUGUGUUCCUAAUAAUAAAUUAAAAAUAAUAACAAUAAUUAAUAUUUGACUAAGAAGAAUAUUUCAAUUAAGAAUAAUGAUCCUUCAGGAAAACUCAAAAGCUGUAGCAGCGUGAUUUCCGUCGUAUCCUUUUCAGAGGUAGCGACACCCUAAUAAGAGGAAUAAGUCCCAAAAUUUUCAGGUCACAAUUUCUUGUAACCGGAAAGCGAAACCUAAAUCAAACGCGUUUUUUUAGUCAGCCUAUAGAUUCGUUAAAGCUUUUAGGAAUAUGUUUAGUCGAUGAAAAUAUUAAUGACUUAGAGGAGAGUUUUCCCACAUCCAAAAGUAAAUACAAAUGUAUAGGCUUACCAUAUCAGAACAAAAUUUUGUUAGUUCCAAUCCUACAUGGCUGCUUUUAAACAAACAUAACUAAAUGAAACAAUCGAAAACCAAACUGCAUGUACACAUAUAUAAGUUAUAUAAAACUCUUACUAACCUUUUUUAUCAACAUUUUUCAAGGGAAAUCCCGAAAAUGCAAAAUCGAGCAUUGAAGCACCUUAACUCAAAGGACGAACUGAUUCUACUCGAAGGUGAAAAACGAUGUGAAAAUUGUAAAAGGUUAGGGGACAAAAUUGAUCAAAAAUUCCAAGAACUAGAAGAUAGAAUGAAUCAUCAAAGUUAUCACACCUGUAAUCCCAAUACUAACCAAUGGCGCACCCUUUACUCACGUUGCCGUGCAUGUGACUUCUUCAUUGCCCCAAAUAGCACUUUCGCUGACUUAGCACACGCGCAAGCGAUCGGUAAUGGUCUGAUUAUGCAUACUUCGCAUAACUUCGCACAACUUCGCAUAAACUUCAAACUGUAAUUUCGUAUGUACUUUGUAUGUAUUUUGUAUGUAUUCCGAUACCCAGAAAUUAGCAGAACUUUUAUGAACUUAGCGAUCUGUUGAGUUUAGAUUUUGCUUCACAUUUUCUUAAGUAAAUAAUAAGCAAUAUUGGCCUACACGCGCAACUCAUCGAUUACGAAAUGCGGUUGGUGGUGGGAUCUGCAACGUAGACAUAAGUAAGUUAGACUAAGGGCCGGUUACUCAAUGUCUGGUUAACACUAAUCUCC